Clonostachys byssicola is the source of this 1596-nucleotide messenger RNA. The record is from the annotation of a GenBank genome assembly. Lineage: Eukaryota; Fungi; Ascomycota; Sordariomycetes; Hypocreales; Bionectriaceae.
AUGGCUCUUAGUCACCGUGUUAAUGUCCCCAAAGACAACCCUGUUCUUGAGCCUGAGAAGAUUGAGAGCUUGGAGCAGCAUGUCGAAAGCGCCGCCUAUGUCGCUGUGGGUUUGACCGAGGAGGAGUCUGAAUUCCUCAAAAACUUCUCCGAGGAGAGAAGAAAGGCGGUUCUGCGCAAGGUUUACUUCGAGCUAAGACGUGACCGGCAGAUUGACUGGCGCUUAAUUCCGUUUCUCUCUGUGCUCUACCUUUUGGGCUAUCUUGAUCGUGCCAACAUUGCCAACGCCAAAAUUGAGGGCAUGCUGGAUGAUCUGGGGAUGGACGCUGUUCAGUACAAUAUUGCUGUGAGCACCUUCUUCAUCACAUACAUUAUCUUUGAACUUCCUAGCAACAUGGUUCUCGCACAUUUCAAGCGUCCUUCUUGGUACAUUGGAGCUAUCACCUGCUCUUGGGGACUUGUCAUGACUCUGACCGGUCUUGUGCAUAAUUUCGGCGGCUUGGUGGCCGCUCGAGUUGCGCUUGGUGUAGCUGAAGCUGGUUUCUUUCCCGGUGCUAUUUUCAUCAUUUCCCAGUGGUAUCUCCCCGCUGAGACUCAAUUCCGUGUUGCCCUCUUUUAUACCUCCAGUGCCCUCUCCGGAGCCUUCUCCGGUCUGCUGGCCUUUGCCAUUGCCAAGAUGGACGGUCUUGCCGGCGUGGCUGGCUGGCGUUGGAUCUUCAUCAUCGAGGGUAUAGCUUCUGUUAUCGCUGGUAUCUUAUGUUUCAGCUUCCUUCUGGACUCUCCUGUCCAGUCUGGCCGCUGGCUUGAUGCCGAUGAGAUUCGCUACCUCCAGCUGCGCCAGACUGCUCAGCAUGGCGUCACCCAGGCCAUCCGCGAACAAGAGAAGCAACGCAAGUGGAACAUACUUAGGAGCGUCAUCUGCGACUGGCACCUAUACCCCCUCAUCUUUAUCUACUGGGCCAAUGCUGCUCCUAACUAUGGUCUCAAAUUCUCCAUGCCCCAGCUCAUCAAGUCCAUGGGCUACACGUCUUCCGCCGCCCAACUGCUUACCAUCCCUCCUUAUACCGUGGGCGCAAUCUCUGCCCUGGUGUCCGGGGCGUAUGCUGAUAAGAUCAAGUGGCGCAUGCCCUUUGUCUGUGGACCUCUGACAGUGGUUGUCGUUGCAUACAGCAUUCUCUUCACCAAAGCAAACAAUCUGGCCGACAACAUCCCCCUGUGCUACUUUGCCAUCUGCCUUGCUUGCCUAGGGCUAUACCCCAUCGUGCCCACAGCCAACUCGUGGACGAUUGUCAACCUGGCCGGGCCAACCAAGAAGGCGCAGGGAGCCGCGUACAUGAUUGCAAUUGGAAAUAUCGGUGGUGUCAUUGGUUCCUACAUGUACCUCGACAAGGAGAGUCCCAAGUACCCUACCGGUUAUGGUCUGUCCUUUGGCUUCGCUGCUCUCGGUAUCAUCUCCGCUUUGAUCCUUGAAUGGGGCCUCUGGAGGACCAACAAGCGGCGAGCUAAGGUUUCAGAGACGGAAGUCCGCUCUAGGUACAACGAGGGGGAGCUUGCGCUGAUGGGCGACCGUUCCCCCUUGUUCCGCUAUAACCUCUAA